AUGAUACUUCGUUCCACGAUAUUUAGAAGAGAUAUCCAUACUCAUCCUCGAAGGAUCCUCCUCGGUGCCAAAAAUUCCGGUCAAUGCUUCUCCCCUUGCCUUCGACGGUAUUCGGACACCACAGAAUUGCCAAAUAAAGUGUCGUUCUUACUAAAGCAAAACGUUACACGUGAGACGCAGCCCAUUGUUGGAGUAUCAACCACCGAGAUCAAACAAAUCGUUCAGUCUAAAGAUGAAGGAAAUCUACGAUUGGAAUGGAUAGAUCCUCCCCGAUCAGUAUUAGUCGUCAAGAAAGCAUUAAGUGAACUUGCGAACAAGGCGUUCACGGAACUAGUAAAUACAUACCCGCACCUGAAUAUCAUCGUUGAGAACGAUGUCGCAGAGAAAUUUAGGGACGAAUUUCCAUAUAUAUACGUGGCACCUUUGGAGAAUAAACGGGAGUACGCGCGUGUCGUUGAUUUUGUAAUAACACUUGGUGGCGACGGGACAAUUCUACACGUUUCAUCGUUGUUCGACAAAGCCGUUCCACCGGUCGUUUCCUUCUCGAUGGGAACUUUGGGAUUCCUGUUACCAUUUCACGAUUUAAUGAUCAAAUCGGCAAUUUAUUCCUUAACUGAAUCAUCAAAUCCCUCCCGAGAAAGACAUACAACAUUAUCGACGAGCGAUCGCGGAUUUAAUCAAAGGAGGAAUUUCAUUGUUACUUCGCAUGAGAUUAACGUGCGCGUUGUGGACAGCGGAGAGGAAAAGAGAGAUUUACAGGUCAUGAACGAAGUUAAUCUGCACAGAGGAAGAUAUCCACAUUUGGCGGUCAUUAAUUGUUUUGUAGAUGAGCAGUUCUUGACGGAGGCUGUGGCGGACGGUCUUAUCGUGGCCACGCCCACCGGCUCAACAGCGUAUUCGUUAUCAGCAGGUGAUUGUCGUGUUUCGAUGUCUUACAGGUGGUCCAAUAGUUCAUCCAUCGGUUCAAGGCCUUCUUCUCACGCCGAUCUGUCCACGAUCUCUAUCGUUCCGGCCAGUCUUGAUCCCGCAAACGGCGAAAAUACAAUCAGCGAAGAAUGUAGGUCGCCCACUGAAGUUACGGUUGACGGCAGAGAAGUUUGUAUGUUGAAUAAAGGAGAUUUUUUGGAGGUGCAGACAUCGCCGUACCCGAUGCCGUGCGUAAAUAGGGUUGACGAAGGUGUAGAUUGGGUCAAGGAUAUCAACAAUUUGUUAAAGUGGAAUCAAAAUUUUGUGAACAAACAAUUACUCAUUCACGGAUUGUCAUAG
This is a messenger RNA of Acaulospora colombiana, 1266 nucleotides long. The record is from the annotation of a GenBank genome assembly. Lineage: Eukaryota; Fungi; Glomeromycota; Glomeromycetes; Diversisporales; Acaulosporaceae.